UGUCCUGUUCUAUAACUUGUCAUGUUUAAAUAAUGUGUGUUUUCUGUUUUAAAGAACUCAAAAGAUGGUGUAAAUCAUUCACAAAACCUGAAAUUUGUCUUUCAUUGUUAGAAGCUGUAUUCUUGAUUAUAUUAGUCACAAGCCUGACCUUUUUAGUACAGCACUUCUUAGCAUGUGCGAGUAGGAAUGUAAACGAACAUGUGAAUACAUCCACCACUUUUAGACAUGAGACAACUGUACCAGCCAUAAUCCCGGACCAAACAAAGUAUUACAAGCAAACAACACAUAAGACAUUUCCACCGGGUAUUGAGUGCACUUGGAAACCCUCAAAAAAGACUAGACCUACAAUGCGUUUCUUUGAAUAUAAUCAAACUGAGAGUUCAUUUUAUGAAUUAGGAAUAAUUCAAUCUGGUAAACUUAACAUUUCUCAGGCUAAAUCCACACCUGAUACAAUAUCAGAUAUUUUAGGAAAGGACAAAAAAUUUGAUGGAGAAUAUGCAGAAGAUUCUUUUAAUAAUCAUGUCUUGGCUUUAGUAAAAUUUAAACCUCCGAAAGACAUAAUUUUUGGCUGCAUACUCACUAUAAUCUCAGAAUUUUGGACAAUAACUGCUGCCAGUUGUAUAGAUGCAAUUGAAGAACUGGAUUCCCUGGACUCUUUUGUGAUGUUGGAAGACUAUGGGCUGGAGAAGAAAGGUCAGAUACAUACUCUGUCAGAUGUGCAAGUACACCCGUUUUACCAGAAUGGGAACAAGAGUUAUGACCUAAGUGUUCUAAAGAGCGAGGAUAGCUUAACAUCUGGUUCAAGGUUUCCAGUGGAAUUACCGAAUAUUAUUGAUUAUUUUCUGAUUACUGUAGGUGAAAGUUUCACUAUGCUUGGAUUUGGUCCAUUAAGGACAAUUGAUAAAAGUCUAUCAGGUCACAGACUGCACAAAGCAUAUGUGUACAAUCUCUCAACCCGUCAGUGCCGCAGUACAGAUGACACAUGGUCACUCCGCCAUCUGCAGAGCGGCUCGGCCUUGUUGCAGGGUGGAUGUGGACGGUCAGCGCUGUGUGCAGGGGUCUUAUGGAGUAGAAAUGCACCCUGCAACUACUGUGCGGGGACACCGCUGCUGUCCGAAUCCUUGCUCCUUGGCGUCAUGAGCGACAAUCAGCAGUGUGGCGUCUCCUGCGACCCUCAGAUUUACGUCAAUAUAGCCAUGCUUAGGGAUUGGAUCGAUUUUAUUAUUGGAAAUAAAUGACAUGCGUCGUAUUCUUGUUUUGCAUGCUUCCCAAACUGCCAACGGGACACCGGUACCAACCAAUCUGAACUAGUUAUCAGCAAUGUUUAUAUUUAUAACGAGCAGUUUAUCACUAUUUUCAUGCAGUACCUAUUAAUGGUUUGUAAUUUCAAUCACCAAAAUAAAAAUCAUUACAAUAAUCUGCCGCUUCUUGUCUAGUAAGGUACCUAGUGUGUUGUUGUUUAGCUUUUUGUGUUAUUAAUGUUGGUUAACAUAAGUUGGAUAUAGAUAAAAAAAAAACAAAAAUAUACAGUCACAUAGCAAGAUAAACUAUUUUUAUAAAAUUAAAGUAAUCAUUUCUUAUUGGAUUUGCGUUGCCUCGUGUACUAAGCCAAAGUUGUAAAAUUAUAUGAGAAGAAUUAAAUGUUUAGCAAUUAUAAAAUUUGGUGAGCCACAAAAAAACAGCAUAGAAAUAAUUUGGCCAGCAUACAAAAAUUUUGUUUGCAAUUAAAAAAAUCAGGCAGCAAUCCUUGUUCCGAAAUAUUUUUGAUAAAGGUCAAAGAUUAAAUCAUAAAUAGGCAGCUUACAAUAACUUGAGCUUGAAUAAUAAAUAUUCAGUCCACAAAAUAACUAUUUGAUCAGCAAGAUUUCAUAAUUCAUCAGCAGAGAAAACAUGUCUAUAUGCAGUGGGUUUGAUUGGUAUACAUAUUUAAAACAUGGUGAGCAAAAUAACUACAUAAUGGGAUCGCGUUUUCGUUGAAAAAUCGACAAUGUAGGUACCGUUAAAAGUGCGCGGCGCGGAGUAGGAGCAGGCGCGUGACACGAGGAGCUAGUCGCGUGCGAGUAUUGUCAUUCGUGAUUCGAUGAUUAUGCGGCGAUUAAAUUGCAGUGGUAACGUGUUUUAAAGAGAUUUGUGCUGUUUUUGCUACUUAAUUGUUUUAUCUCAAUUAUAUUUUAUAAGAAUAAAAAAUAUUUUAUUAAUUUACAU
Bombyx mandarina (wild silkworm) is the source of this 2205-nucleotide messenger RNA. RefSeq names its product kallikrein-7. Gene Ontology annotation, molecular function: serine-type endopeptidase activity. Gene Ontology annotation, biological process: proteolysis. Lineage: Eukaryota; Metazoa; Arthropoda; Insecta; Lepidoptera; Bombycidae. The record is from RefSeq and is a predicted model, not a curated record.